AGAGCUUUUUAGUUCAACCAGUGAGUUAAGAAAGGUAUGGGUUGGAUGGAGCGGCCAGCUAAUAAAGAAAUGGGAGAGUAGGAGUAAGAGUAGGAAGUGGUGUCCUGGGGGGAGGGACAAGAUGAUGAUGAUGAUAGUUAACAUUUACUGGGUUUCACUAUAGAAGACAACGAUAAAACCCUUUAGAUGAGGUAACUCAUUUAAUCUCUAUUCCUAUGAGGUCAGUCAUCUUACUAGCCUCUUUUUAUAAAUGAGGACACUGAGGCUUGGAGAGGUUAAGGAACAGGCCCAAAGAAAGACAAAUGGAAAGUGCAGAGCCAGGCUGUGAAUUCUAGUAGGCUGAUCUCAGAAUAUAUCUCUAAACUCCAUGCUACAGCUGUCCCCGAUCAAGAUGGAAAGAAAGUGAGGACAUAGGACAAAGAGUGAGAGGACAAUAUGGCUUGAACAGAUGUGAUAAGACAGCUGGAGUUGACCUAAAAAAGGGUAUAAAAUCCAGAUGCAUGGUCAUGGAGGCUACGAUUCUGAUUUUAGUGAUGAUGAACACUGUGGAGAAUCCAGCAAAAGGAAAACAAGGACAGUUGAAGAUGACUUACUGCUCCAAAAACCAUUUCAGAAAGAAAAGCAUGGAAAGGUGGCCCAUAAACAAGUUGCAGCGGAAUUGCUGGAUAGGGAAGAAGCAAGAAAUAGAAGGUUUCAUCUCAUAGCUAUGGAUGCUUAUCAAAGACAUACAAAGUUUGUAAAUGACUACAUUUUAUAUUAUGGUGGCAAAAAAGAAGAUUUCAAGCGUUUGGGGGAAAAUGACAAGACAGACUUGGAUGUUAUACGAGAAAAUCAUAGAUUCCUAUGGAAUGAGGAGGACGAAAUGGACAUGACUUGGGAGAAGAGACUUGCUAAGAAAUACUAUGAUAAAUUAUUUAAGGAAUACUGCAUAGCAGAUCUCAGUAAAUAUAAAGAAAAUAAGUUUGGAUUUAGGUGGCGAGUAGAAAAAGAAGUAAUUUCAGGAAAAGGUCAGUUUUUCUGUGGAAAUAAAUAUUGUGAUAAAAAAGAAGGCUUAAAGAGUUGGGAAGUUAAUUUUGGUUAUGUUGAGCAUGGUGAAAAGAGAAAUGCACUUGUUAAAUUAAGGUUAUGCCAAGAAUGUUCCAUUAAAUUAAAUUUUCAUCACAGGAGAAAAGAAAUCAAGUCAAAAAAAAGAAAAGAUAAAACCAAAACAGAUUGUGGAGAGUCAUCACGUAAAAAAUCCAGAUUAUCUUCUGCAGAAGAGGCCUCCAAGAAAAAAGAUAAAGGACAUUCAUCUUCAAAGAAAUCAGAAGAUUCUCUAAAGAGAAACUCUGAUGAGGAAGAAAGUGCUUCAGAAUCUGAACUUUGGAAGGGUCCACUACCAGAGACAGAUGAAAAAUCACAGGAAGAAGAAUUUGAUGAGUAUUUUCAGGAUUUGUUUCUAUAAGACAAGAGAGACUUAAUGUGAAACUUCAUGAAGUUUUAAACUUCAUGCAAUUUGAAAUUCCAUGUAAGUUUUUAUCUGCAAGUUACAGCUUGUGUGGUGUCUUUGGAAAUAAAAAUCCAGAUUCUCUCAGAAUGUCA
Cercocebus atys (sooty mangabey) is the source of this 1581-nucleotide messenger RNA. RefSeq names its product fragile site, folic acid type, rare, fra(10)(q23.3) or fra(10)(q24.2) candidate 1 (gene FRA10AC1). Gene Ontology annotation, biological process: dephosphorylation. The transcript has 14 exons. The record is from RefSeq and is a predicted model, not a curated record. Gene Ontology annotation, molecular function: phosphatase activity. The coding region runs from base 497 to 1444 and encodes 315 amino acids. NCBI's taxonomy places the organism in Eukaryota, Metazoa, Chordata, Mammalia, Primates, Cercopithecidae.